AUGACAGCUGGAACCGUAACGACUGGAAUUGGUUAUGCCCAAUUGGAAGAGUUGUUGGCAGCUGCGAAUAUACCGUGUAUGUCCGAGAGAUCAUAUAUAAAAUAUCGAGAAUCAUUAAUCAAUGAUUUUGAAAAAACUGCCCUUAAAAAUAUGAAAAUGGCAGGUGAUGUUGAAAAGCAAAUCGCUUUGGCAAGAAACGAAACUAUCAAUGGUGUUCCAUAUAUUACCGUUGUAGCGGAUGGUAGUUGGGCGAAGAGAUCGUAUGGCACAACCUACGAUUCACUUUCCGGUGUUGGAGCUAUCAUUGGUUACCGCACAAAGAAAGUUCUCUUCGUCGGCAUUCGCAACAAAUUUUGUACGAUCAGUUGUGACGAAAAUUCUGACGAGGAUCUCUGCGACUUUCAAGUCGUAGAGUUCAUUACUCGAAGACGUCCAGGUACCAGAAAAAUAGAUCUUGUUCCAACAAAGUGGAUUGAAUACGACAUAAAGAAAGGGAAGUUUAUGACAAAAUUUAUGCCACCUCCAUAUGAGAAAGAAGAUUUUAAACUUAUCACAGAUUUGGCAAAAAAUUUGGCAGAUGCGCCAGAUGAUUGGGUGACAUAUGGCAUCAAAGUCAGAGCACGAGCCAUAAGAUGA
Molecule: messenger RNA, 636 nt
Organism: Wasmannia auropunctata (little fire ant)
Lineage: Eukaryota; Metazoa; Arthropoda; Insecta; Hymenoptera; Formicidae
Exons: 3
Coding region: 1-636 (211 amino acids)
Source: RefSeq, a predicted model, not a curated record